CGUGUUUCCCCAAAUACUUUCCUUCUCUCUCUUGUGCUAUUGAGAACGUUGGGAUCUCAGGCUUCUCCUCUUUCUGAGCCGUCGCUUCUGCAUAAACAACUUAAUUAGCUCUCAGGACCGGACUGUGUGUACGGACAUGGAAGGAAGAGGCGGAGGAGCAGGAGCGCCGUACAGCCCACGCACUGUGGAUGAGGUUUUCAGAGACUUCAAGGGCCGCCGAGCCGGCAUGAUCAAAGCUCUUUCCACUGAUGUUGAAGAUUUUUACGAGCAAUGCGAUCCUGAGAAGGAAAACCUUUGUUUGUAUGGAUUCCCAAAUGAAGAAUGGGAAGUUAAUCUACCUGCUGAGGAAGUUCCUCCUGAACUUCCGGAACCUGCUUUGGGCAUCAACUUUGCCAGAGAUGGGAUGCAAGAAAAGGAUUUUUUAUCUCUGGUAGCUGUUCACAGCGAUGCAUGGCUACUUUCAGUGGCUUUCUAUUUUGGUGCCAGAUUCGGUUUUGAUAAGGCUGACAGGAAACGUCUCUUCACUAUGAUGAAUGAUUUACCAACAAUAUUUGAGGUUGUGACGGGCAGUGCAAAGAAACAAUCAAAGGAGAAGUCAUCAGUUACAACAAAUCAAAGCAUCCAUAGGCCUAAGUCAAGCUCUAAAGGGCGAGGCUCUGAUUCAAGCAAACAGUCGAAAGUGAUACCAAAGGAUGAAGACGAGGGAAUGGACGAGGAAGAUGAUGAUGACCACAGCGAUACUCUGUGUGGUGCAUGCGGGGAGAACUAUGCUUCCGAUGAAUUCUGGAUUUGUUGCGACAUAUGUGAGAAGUGGUUUCAUGGAAAGUGUGUGAAGAUCACUCCUGCCAGAGCUGAGCACAUCAAGCACUACAAGUGCCCCUCAUGCAGCAACAAGAGAGUGCGGCCUUGAUCGUAGUACAAGGUGUAAUUAUGUCAAGUUGGAUAGAGCUAACUAUUUAGUUAAGUUUUCUGCUCAUGAGCCAUGGUGACGUAGCCUUUCCACUUAGUACUUUGUUCUUGGUGAUUUUGCUGUUUGGAUGAUAUUAAUGUUUCCUAAUGUGAACUUGCGCUUUAUGAUUUGACUGUUUCAUGCAUUUGUUCUGUCAAAUGUGGAAGCCCCUAAAUUAUUCUGUCUAAUUUCGAAAUCUUAUGUUUGUUAUUUGUUC
Molecule: messenger RNA, 1166 nt
Organism: Prunus dulcis (almond)
Lineage: Eukaryota; Viridiplantae; Streptophyta; Magnoliopsida; Rosales; Rosaceae
Product: PHD finger protein ALFIN-LIKE 4-like
Exons: 6
Coding region: 137-910 (257 amino acids)
Biological process (GO): regulation of DNA-templated transcription
Cellular component (GO): nucleus
Molecular function (GO): histone binding; transcription coregulator activity; transcription cis-regulatory region binding
Source: RefSeq, a predicted model, not a curated record